Molecule: messenger RNA, 3960 nt
Organism: Papilio xuthus (Asian swallowtail)
Lineage: Eukaryota; Metazoa; Arthropoda; Insecta; Lepidoptera; Papilionidae
Exons: 3
Coding region: 63-3272 (1069 amino acids)
Source: RefSeq, a predicted model, not a curated record
GCCAGUGAUCGAGAGGCAACCGCGGCGCGCGCGCGUCAGUGUCCGGCCAUGCGGCGUCCGUGAUGCACGCUCACACGCUCACCAACAUGUCACCGCGCUGCAGUCUCAGAUGUUUUGCGCUGAGCGUCGUGCUUCUAUUAGCUGUAGUUUACACAGAAGUGAGCGCGUUCGCCAUCAGGAGCUCCUUCAAUACAACGAGGACUCCCGCACUAGACCUCGCUGUAGACGAGAGUCUGCAGCUCGAGGUCAGACAUGACUUCAAAACACCUUAUAACUUAAAAGCAAAUACUUCUAAUAAAAAUAAUGAGGUUCCCGCAUCCACUACCGACUUACCGCAUAGUAGCAAUGCCUCGGCGACGGCAUUCAUUGAGAUGACUACCACGAUAAAGUACAAUCCCGAUGUCAUCGCGGAAACAGUAAGCAAUAACAUGACUGCAAAAAAUAAUAUUUCUGAAAGAAGUGUGUUGAAAGAAAACUCCACAUUAUAUUUAUAUACUAAUACAACCAAAGCUACGAUCGUGUCCGAAGUGGUAACCAUCACGGAGAACUAUACUACUCGUAAUUACCUCGAGUUGUCUGGAUCGACACAACAGCCGGCCGACACGGACAACUCCAUGUCACUAUCCGUUGAAAAUAUUAAUGUCAGAGCUCUUAAUGACACCUUUGACGACUUAAGUACUGCACUAAACGACACAGUUGAACAAAUAGCUGCGAAGGACCAGCUUGCAUUAAAAUAUGCACAGAAUGUAAACACCUUAGCAGAAAAAAAUAUAUCUCUAUUACCCAUCGUUAACAGUAGCGAUUACGAUGAUAUCACUACUAAUUUUACUUCACGAAGAAAAUACACAGUUAUAGAUAGAAUAAUGAAAAUUUCAAAAAAUGAGACAACCGCUCCGACUGACAAAUAUGAAAAUAAAGCAGAAUCUCUGGUUACUCUGACUUCGGCUACAUCUGAAGAAGUUUUAAGGAGAGUGGCGACGGAGUACCCGACGGUGACGACACCGAUGCCGCGGCUGGAUGUAGUGUCCGGUACUACCAGCUAUCCAGAUAUACUUGUAACACAAGAAAUAGAAAAUAUAACAAACUCCUUCGAAGUAUCAAUACAAAAACCUAAGUUCGAAUCGGUGUCAUCAAAAAGAGCUGGAUUUUUAAAUUAUUCAUCGAAAUCUAAACAAAACGAAUCGACGAUUGAAAAUAUUACGACCGAGAGUGCGUACAGAGAUCACACGACAAUAGCAAUUGAAAAUAAUUUUGAGACAUUCACCGGUCGCAACGUCGCUGGAGUGUCUAAAUCGCAGAGUUAUUUAGAUGAAGACGCGAUUAAAGAAGAAAUGCUUCAAGAAACGUCGCUUAAAAAUAACGAGGAAAUGGCUCAACAAAAUCGCGACGGGCGCAUAAAUGAUACUGAUACCACGUUUUCAUUUCUGGAACAAUUCGGUUUUUUUACGUCAACACAAGAUUUGGAAGGAACCGUACAAACAAACACCGAAGAAAUCAUUAAUACGAAGCCUUCUCAAGAUAAAGGUAAAAGCACAAUUGUGUAUACAGUGAGCCCGAACUACAAGCCCAUGAAGAAACUUGAAAUCCAACCACCGAAACAAUUUGUUAGAGACCCGGAUGACAACAGCUGGAGAAAUGAGAGCAUUAGUUCGCUAGGGAUAGUUUUCAAACCAAAAAAUUCUUCGAAACCUUUCACUCAAGUCUUGAAAAAUAAGACAGAGACCGAAUGGAGUAACUUACUAAGUAGAGAUAACAAAAGUGAUGUUCCGGACCUAAGAGAAAGAUUGGAGAAAAUAGCUCAAAGGCGCAAGACCAAAAAGAAGAAGACAGAUUUCUUCGGCAACGUAAUUUACAGUGACUACGAGGAAACCAAUAGUUCUGAGGAAGUGACCAACACCCGCAACAUUGACAUCACUAAUACAGUAGAAAGUAUUUUAGAAGAUACGACCAUCCUAAAUGUACUGACAGAAACAGUAAAAGAGUUGUCUACCUUGACUCUGACUACGACGCCGACCACAUCGACAUCGACGACGUCCGCGACCACAGCCGCCGCAGCCGUACCCGACACUACUCACUCCAAAAUAAGCGGUAAUAAUACUUCCCCGGCGACCACAACACAAAUAAAAGUUUCCAGUAAACUUCUUAAUAGGACAAAAGAGAUAGUGGCCAAAAAAGGAAAGUACAAUUCUUCCGUGACUGACAAAGAACGGAAAAAUUUUAAUGUUUUUGAUUACUAUGAUAUUUCAAAUGAGGACGAAUCGGAGUAUUUACAGAUGGCAAAGUUAGAAUUAAAAAAAUACUCCGUCCCCACUUACCUGACACAGAGACCUUUUGUUACACCUCCACCAUUACCGUAUCGAUUAACGAAACCGGAGACACAAUCUAUGCCCGAAAGAAAGGCAACAAUACAAUACUUCCCUCCGCGAAUUAAUACUCAGCAGCCGAAACCGAAUAGAUUCGAUAAUGACGUCAAAGUCAAAACUAAAUCACAUACAAAACUAUCAUCUCCGAAAGAAGUUACGUCGUUUACGCUGACCAAUGCCCCGGAUACUCCGUUAGGUAAAUACAGCUCAAGAUAUCAUGAGGAGCAACACCAUGGUCAUCCUCCUCUUGUCAACACUAUGACACCGAGCGAGACUCCGAACGCGUACAACGCACAGGACUAUACUAGAUAUCUUCUCCACACCGAGCCCCCGAGGAUACCUACCGAGCAAGGGACUAGAUCCAGGGCCUACGAGCAUACGGAAGGCUUCCACAGGGCGUCCUACGUGAUGAAGAAUUACAAAGAUUUCAUAGAGCAGGCCGCCAAGGAUUACGACUACGAAAGAGACGCGGGCUUGAUGACGUACACGCCGCCGCCGGCGCCCGUCAGAGGCGUCACCAUCAGCGACCUGCUGGCACAGGAGAGAGACAGACCUAACGCAAACUUCAACGAGGACUACGACGCGAAGUUCCGGAAGGACGUCCUGCAGCGAUUCGUGGACAACUUCAACCACAACGACGCUCGCUACCGCGCCAACUUCCCCGUGCUGUACAACAACACGGUGAUGCACGCGACCGCGGCGGGCACCGGCGAGGCGGCGGCCGCGUCGCGCGCCUUCCUUAAGGGCCUGUACAGUCCGGUGAAGGCGCGGGCGGGGUACGCGCGCCGCGAGCCCUACGACCCCGCCUGCGACAACGUCACGGUGGAGCUCUCGCCCGCCUACGAGCUGCACUACUACGUGCCCGAGCAGGAGGAGAAGGAGGAGAUCGACUCCAAGCCGGUCAGUUAGCCUCCCUCUCUCUCUAUCCCUCUCGUCGACUUUGCAGUCAGCAAUUCGCGAUGCUAACAACGGCUGGUUGAUUUUGUCAUGUGUAAUAAUUACUGUACAUAUCGAGGACCAAUAUUUUUAAUGCUUGGUGUUUCGGUAAAGUUAUAUUUUACGAGGAUAAAUGUUUUGUUUAACGUACACAUACAUUUUUAUCUUGUUUUAUAGUUGUGUGUCAGUUCAUCAUUUCACAAAACAACAGUUUCUAUUUUUUUAUAAUAUUGAUACAGCGUACGAUGUUAUUUUGUAAUCUACGCUGUGUUAUGCAAACAAUAAUGAUUUCUAAAAAUAUAUUUGUAUUUCGAAAUAACUUUCACAUCACAUAUACAUACUUAAUUAUAUUUUUGUUUUUUUUUUCUUCUUUACAGUCAUUUUUACAAUCGAUCGUUUAUUUUGUACUAAGAUAUUUUUUUAUUAUCAACGUGAACGCAGAGCAACGCUGUUUAUUUCGUUCUGCACUUUUUAAGAGUACUGUAUGGAGUAGGUCUAUAUUUAGUCAACAUUAAGUGUACCAAAUAAUGAUUUAUAUUUGCAUAGUUAUUAUAUAAACGUAGGAUGUAGUGAUAGAUAGAUAUUUGUGUAAUUUACAAAUAAAGUGUAUGUAUUUACCACCGUUUACUUCUGUAGUUUAGAAUAUUUCGGUGUCACUGUG